GUGCUCGCUCUGAGCUCCGUGCUCCUAAGCUAGUGCCACCGUUGUCUCCCUCCAGUCGCCAUCAUGAUCAUCUACCGGGACCUCAUCAGCCAUGAUGAGAUGUUCUCCGACAUCUACAAGAUCCGGGAGGUCGUGGACGGGCUGUGUCUGGAGGUGGAGGGGAAGAUGGUCAGUAGGACAGAGGGUAACAUUGAUGACUCGCUCAUUGGUGGAAAUGCCUCCGCUGAAGGCCCUGAGGGUGAAGGUACCCAAAGCACAGUAAUCACUGGUGUGGAUAUUGUCAUGAACCAUCACUUGCAGGAAACCAGCUUCACAAAAGAAGCCUACAAGAAGUACAUCAAAGAUUACAUGAAGUCAAUCAAAGGGAAGCUUGAAGAACAGAGACCAGAAAGAGUAAAACCUUUUAUGACAGGGGCUGCAGAACAAAUCAAGCAUAUCCUUGCUAAUUUCAAAAACUGUCAGUUCUUUAUUGGUGAAAACAUGAAUCCAGAUGGCAUGGUUGCUCUGCUGGACUACCGUGAGGAUGGUGUGACCCCAUGUAUGAUUUUCUUUAAGGAUGGUCUAGAAAUGGAAAAAUGUCAACGAAUUUGGCUGUUUGGAUCCCUUGCUCGUCGUAACUGGCUGGCUGCUGCUUUUCAUCCGCACAACACAAGGACUUAG
This is a messenger RNA of Balaenoptera acutorostrata (minke whale), 660 nucleotides long. Its product is annotated as translationally-controlled tumor protein-like. Gene Ontology annotation, molecular function: calcium ion binding. Bases 64 to 660 code for a protein of 198 amino acids. Lineage: Eukaryota; Metazoa; Chordata; Mammalia; Artiodactyla; Balaenopteridae. The record is from RefSeq and is a predicted model, not a curated record. Gene Ontology annotation, cellular component: cytoplasm. The transcript has a single exon.